Molecule: messenger RNA, 2517 nt
Organism: Talaromyces stipitatus ATCC 10500
Lineage: Eukaryota; Fungi; Ascomycota; Eurotiomycetes; Eurotiales; Trichocomaceae
Exons: 5
Coding region: 1-2517 (838 amino acids)
Molecular function (GO): protein dimerization activity
Source: RefSeq, a predicted model, not a curated record
AUGUCCCAGUUUUCUGACGCAUUCUCAUCUACUUAUGAGGGUCCACCCUCAGAUUUUCUUGAAUACAGUGCUGAUGAUGGUCCAGGUCUAAAUCAGCUCUACUCCCCUAUCCCAUCUGGAAAUCAAGAUACCUCCCUUCCGUCGUCUGAGCUUCGAGCGGCACCUGAUUGUCUUCAUCGAAUUUGCCCGGUCCGGAUUAGAUCAUUCAUCAUGUACUCCCCGGAAAUGGGCAACGAAUUCGUGCAGUGGUGGCUUCAGACCGAUUUUGGGAAAAAGAGACAGAUAUCUUGGGAUGCGAAACGAGCUGCAAACUGCUGGAAAAACUUUGAUCAAGUAGCGUUUGAAAAAGAUAGAAAGCCUGGGGUGAUGUGCCAUCAAUGUCGGAAGGUACUUGAUCACCCUGCGUCGGCUCACUCAGGGACAUCUUCAAUGAACAAGCAUUACAAUGGGAUAAAUUGCCGGAGAGUUGCCUCAGCUGCAGGAAAGAAACCAAACAUCAAGCUUGCGUUAGAGCAUGCGGCGCAGAAUGCGACGGUACGAAGAUUCGAUGAGCGAGUUUGGCAGCAGAAGCUUGCUCAGCUCCUCACUGUAUCGCAUCUUCCCUUUCUUUUUCUCGAGCACACCGAGUUCCGUGAUUUGAUCUCCUACGCCCGGCUGGCACCAUCAAUGCCAGAAAUUCCUUCUGCCAAGGUUAUGCGCCGGCAGCUUCGAGACCUCGUCCGUGAGAACCAAAAGAGUAUCCUUCAGAAACUCCCUUCUGGUGUGAAGCUAUCACUUGCCCUGGAUUGCUGGACAUCUCCAUUCCGACAGGCAUUUAUGGCGAUUACAGGAUACUUUCUCGACGAGAACUGGGAAUAUCAUGAGAUAUUACUAGGAUUUGAACACUUACAUGGAUCUCAUUCCGGCGCAAAUUUGAGUGUAGUGCUCCUCAAGCUGCUACAGGAGCAUCAGAUCACAGAUCGAGUGCUUGCGGUAACCACCGACAACGCUUCGAAUAACGUUAGUCUCAUGGCAAGUGUCCACGAGGCGAUUGAGUCACUACAAUCCUCGAACGAUGUCGUUAUCAUUCGGGUACCCUGUAUUGCACAUGUGAUCCAGCUGAGUCUCAAAGAUCUCCUUGGGAAGAUGAAGGCUGCUCCAAGGAUUGAUACGGCUGAGCAGACAUGGUCUGAUGAUCGGGUGGAUAGUCUUCGUGUGAGGCAGCAGAAACGCGAGAUCGUGGACACUUUGAAUAAGCCUUGCGAUUUAUAUCAACGCGAGUCCUCAGCGCCGAGAGUCAUUCUACAACUUGCAAACCAAGGAGCCAAAGCUUGUGCCAAUCCAGGAUGUUGCUACUCGGUGGAACUCCACGUUCUUAAUGCUUGUACGCGCAAAGAAACUCCAGCAGACCUUCUAUGCGUUCUGCUCUCAGUACGACCAAGAGCACUUUGCCUUGAGUCAGGAGCAGUGCGGCAAGUGGACUAUCUUAUCUGCAUUCUCCAGCCUUUUCACCGAUUCACGACCCUUCUCUCGAAGUCCAAGGAUGUCACCAUCCAUCGGGUCUUUAAGGUCUACAAUAAGCUGUUUGACCACCUGGAAAAGUCGAUUAGACAGCUUAGACGGAAGAGGGUCGCUUGGAAGCAGGUGAUGCUUGCAUCUCUCGAAGCGGCAAAGAACAAGCUCUCAAUCUACUACAAAGACACUGACAACAUGGAUGGUCAUCUCUACGCCAUUGGCACCAUCCUUUCUCCACAGGAUAAACUUCAGUUCUUCUCAACCGCAGACUGGGACCCAGAGGAAGGCGGAAUUGAUUACCGAGCAAUCUAUCGCCAGAGCCUUGAGUCCUCUCUCGAGAAGUACUCGGAGAAUCUUGCCCAGGAGCAGCAGAUAGUGGAUGCUCCCCCAACGAGUACGGCAAUGGAUGAAUUUGAUUUAGCCUGUGUUCGAGACGAGUCGCAGCAAUCUCAGAUUCGACAGCCAGUUCAGUCUGACGAGCUUACAAGGUAUCUUGACAGCAACACAGUCCCAAAUGCCCAACCUCGAACCUGGUGGAAAUAUCACCAAGAUGAAUUCCCUGGAAUGGCGAGGCUUGCACGAGAUGUUCUUUCUAUUCCAGCUAGUGGUGCAGGAGUAGAGCGGCUUUUCAACUCUGCACGAGAUAUCUGCCAUUAUCAUCUUAUGAUGUAUAUGUGUACAUCACGGUUCGAGAUUCAUGAAGAGGAGCGAAUAAUGCUCUCUGAAUAUCUUUCGACUCAGGAGAUACAGGCUGCAAAGGAAGAGAGAACUCAGCAACAAAUCACCGUUGAUCCAAUUAGUGAUGAUGAAGAGGAUGAAGGGCUUUCUUCUACAGAGCCCCAAGAAACUUUGCAAGGCCCAUCUGCAAAGGCACUUGGCAAAAGACGCCUAAGAGAUAUUGCCGAGGAUGCGGAAAGUGAUCAGGAGGGUGAUAGUGAGGUUACGUCUCUGCCAGAGACACAGUACCGAGUGUCAGGUAGAGUUCGCAAGCGUUCAAGGUUGCUUGAUGGAUAUGAGAUGUAG